CGAACAUGAAGACGGUGGUGAGGAGCAACGGAGAGCAGGACAAAUAAUUUGUGGAGGAACAUCCUCGAGGUGACGACUGCCACUUUCUCCACUACGACAACGGAUUAGUUGCAGCUCUGAGUCACUGCACAGACGACGAUAUCCACGGUUACAUGAUUGAUGGAGGGAAACCGAUAGAAAUUAAGCCGAUCCCUUCGCGACUCCGCCAAAUGCUCAACUCUCCACCUGAAACAGACAACGAAAUAAUUAUGAUCAGUGCUCAUAUCGUUCGUGCUGUUGAUCCUUUCCCACAUCUCAAAGCCCAUCAAGAGAUUUGCGAUGUUGAUGUGUCUACUCGAAUGAAACCAAUACUCCCCAAGGAACCAGUUGUGGCGGAAUCUUCGUCACUAGAAAAGCGAAAGGAUAAUUCAGAAAAGGGAAACCAGCCAUCUGGAAAAUCAGUUGGUGGUUCAAGCAAGAACGCUCUUGAAAAACCAUCAGCGAGUGGUAGGGCUGCUGCCCCGAAUAAAGUCAUCGAGUUGGGAAUCUUUGUCGAUCAAGCGGCACUAGGUCUGUUCAUGCCGUACUUUGGAGAAAAGGAAUACGUCAAACUUCGUGAGCUGGUUCUCGCCUUCGUCAAUGCGAUGCAAGCGAUGUCGACCAUUUGCCUAGCCUGGGCCAAAAAGUCGACUUCACAAUCGUCUACAUGGAAUUCCAGGAAAAGGCACCAAUCAAUUUGAUCACAC
Messenger RNA from Daphnia pulicaria, 725 nucleotides. RefSeq lists its product as uncharacterized. The record is from RefSeq and is a predicted model, not a curated record. The transcript is spliced from 5 exons. Bases 153 to 719 code for a protein of 188 amino acids. NCBI's taxonomy places the organism in Eukaryota, Metazoa, Arthropoda, Branchiopoda, Diplostraca, Daphniidae.